AUGGAUUCCCCUUCCGACUCGCCCGCUUCUGCUGCAGAAGAGACGCCAGGCCAGCGACAAGCCCGGCUCCGCCGCGAGCGCCGCAACGCAAAGAUCCAAGCCGGAGGUUCGGCGCGCCUGCAAGCGAUCACCUCUCUAAGCGGACGCCCUCCCCCAGCCGACGAUUUCCCAUCGCAAUCACAACCCGCAUCCACCACCCCACAGCCCAAACCCAGACCCGCACCCUCCGCCCACGACGAUCCAGACGAAGUAGACAUAAGCCAGCACUUCUACACGCCCACCUCUCGCGCACUUACACCACAACCGCCGCCGGACUUCAACCCCUUCGGCGCCGCGUUCCCACAGCCGAACAAUGGCUCCGCGACCGCAAACGCCGGCGCAGAGGACCCGAUGCUCCGCAUGAUGCAGCAGAUCCUGGGCGGCAGCGGCGGGGCGCCCGGCGACGGCGGCCUGCCGCCCGGUCUCGCCGACAUGUUUGGCGCCUUGGGCGGACAGAGCGAGCAGACGCAGCCGCCGGCGACGAGCUCAGCAGCGAUUUGGCGAGUAGUCCAUGCGGUCUUCUCGCUCGUGCUCGGUCUCUAUGUCGCUUUGUUUUCGAGCUUCACGGGCUCGAAGUUCAGCAGGAGUCAGACUGUGGAUGGGGCCACGGACGUUGUGGGACCGAGGUUGUUUUGGCUGUUUGCUACGGCUGAGGUGGUGUUGCAGUCCUCGAGAUAUUUUCUAGAGAGGGGCCAGUUGCCUGCUAGUGGGUUGUUGGGGACUAUCAGUAGGGCGUUACCGGAGCCGUAUGGUGGGUAUGUGCGAGUGGUGGGGAGGUACAGCGUCAUUUACUCGACAAUUGUGGCGGAUGCGAUGGUGCUGGUCUUUGUGCUUGGGUGUGUGGCCUGGUUGAGAGGCAACAUAGAAGCAUGA
Messenger RNA from Coniosporium apollinis CBS 100218, 912 nucleotides. RefSeq lists its product as uncharacterized. NCBI's taxonomy places the organism in Eukaryota, Fungi, Ascomycota, Dothideomycetes. The transcript is spliced from 2 exons. Gene Ontology annotation, biological process: retrograde vesicle-mediated transport, Golgi to endoplasmic reticulum. The record is from RefSeq and is a predicted model, not a curated record. The coding region runs from base 1 to 912 and encodes 303 amino acids.